AUGUCCUCCCACGUUCCCUCCCCGGUCUCGUCUCCCGCCUCGGGUGCUGCCCACGACAGCCAGCCGGCAAGUCAAGACACCAGCUUUCGAAGCUCCCAGAACAGCGACCCGGACACGUCGUGCCUUUCCCUCGAAUCCUCCUUCCAAUUGGAGUCGGGCUACCCUGCACAGGCCGACACCGAGAAGCACCCCAAGGGAAAGCGGAAGAGGACCACUACCCAAGACAAAGCCAUCCUCGAAGCUGCGUAUAAUGCGAACCCCAAGCCCGACAAGGCAGUGCGUCUGGACCUGGUGAAGCGCGUCUCGCUCAAUGAGAAGGAAGUACAGAUUUGGUUCCAGAACCGUCGCCAGAAUGACCGUCGAAAGUCACGGCCACUUUCGCCGCAGGAGAUCGCGGCAUUCAGAUAUGGCGGCGGCCUACAUGUGCUGUCCUCCGAUCCGGCCUCUUUCGGUGCUGGAAACGGUGGAGACGCGGUCGAACCGACGCGUCCUGCGGAGGGGAACCAGAGAUCUCCCAGCCCGGCCAAUGCCGCCUCCUCGCAAGAGUGGUCGCAGUCUCCACCGAGAGCUGCCUCGUCCGCGCCGGAGUUGCUCAAGCAGGAACGUAGAGCAUCGGCCCCGACGGCUACUAUCAUGACUCCCACGCCGCCGCCUUCUUCCAUGAAUGGCACGGUGGCCGGCGAGCUUCAAUCACUAUCUCAGUCACUCCCAAGCUCUGUUGGCUACCUAUCUAACCGCUGGAAUACAUCCACGUCGUUUUCCGCCCCCUCAUCCAUCGAGCGGCCGGUAGAUACUUCCAUGAGAGUGGAUUCUUUCCCCGGAGCAGCACAGUCUGCUACAAACACUCCGCCAUCACCUAUCUUGCCACUUCCCACCACAAACUCCUCAUCCAAGUUCCGCCUGUCCCUCUCUCUUGAAGGCAAGGCCGAGCUUGUUUCCUCUCUGCAGUCUCCACCCAGGCCUGCACCUCAACCGCAGUUGCCCCUCGAGGCAGCGACUCUACCACCUGUCCGAGCUCCCCGGACCUUGCAGCGGAGCCGAAGUGCUCUUCCAGGCAUAACUCUUCCUCCUAUCUCAUCCCUGACCGCAAAUCUGCCCCCACAGCUGACGCGAGGCCGCUCGCGAGAUGUGUCGGCAUGGGAAUCCUGCUGCGAGGCCGAGACACGCGAUGAGCUGACCAAGCUGGCCGAGAGCGAGUCUUCGGGCUCAGCAAUCGCAGCCAUUUCACUGCUGCGGUCUAGCAGCAGCACCGGCAGUCUCAGCAGCUUGGUGCACGCUCAUGCAUCUGGCAACAGUAGCAAUGUCCUUCGGCCAAACAGUAGCAAGCGUAACGCACCGGCUAGCCGCCGUGACCCAUCCAAGAAAUCGAAGCUCGCUCGAACUACGAGCAGUGUCGCCCGACUACAGAGCCUGCCCUCCUCUCAGCGUGAAAGAGAUAUUGACGAGGAUGAGUUCGAGCCGGAGAAGAAGAAGCUCAAGCAUGGUCUCUCGGUUGUCUUAUCUCCAUCGGGUGACUCGGACAAAGAAAACUGGAGCCCGGAUGAAGAUGGAGGCUCGACCGCGCGGCGCCGUCCAUUACCGAGUAUUGCUGCGCCUGCCCCCUCGUCGUUGCCAAAGGCACACGGAGCCGGGACAAACCCCCGCCGUAUUGGCUCGCGAGUCUUGGGCGAGUCGAACGGACUGAACGGCGGGAAGCGGCAGGGCCUAGGCAGUCGGGCCAACACUGCGCCUGUACCACGGCUCAAGGGCGGCAAGUACGCUGCCGAUACUUCGGUGUCAAUCUUCGAAGAUGGCGAUGAACAAGACGACGCUGGCGUCUCUGCCAAGAGACGCAAGAGGAGCGACGACGAGGUCGAGCGGUUCAUGCGCGGCGAGGUUAGCCCGAGCAAAAAGGGCGAUGUGGACUGCGUCGCUGGUUUGCUUGCUCUAAGCCAGGGCAAUUGGCGAUGA
Molecule: messenger RNA, 1950 nt
Organism: Neoarthrinium moseri
Lineage: Eukaryota; Fungi; Ascomycota; Sordariomycetes; Amphisphaeriales; Apiosporaceae
Exons: 4
Coding region: 1-1950 (649 amino acids)
Biological process (GO): regulation of DNA-templated transcription
Cellular component (GO): nucleus
Molecular function (GO): transcription cis-regulatory region binding; DNA-binding transcription factor activity, RNA polymerase II-specific
Source: RefSeq, a predicted model, not a curated record